This is a messenger RNA of Cadophora gregata, 252 nucleotides long. RefSeq lists its product as uncharacterized. Gene Ontology annotation, biological process: mitochondrial respiratory chain complex IV assembly. The record is from RefSeq and is a predicted model, not a curated record. NCBI's taxonomy places the organism in Eukaryota, Fungi, Ascomycota, Leotiomycetes, Helotiales, Ploettnerulaceae. Gene Ontology annotation, cellular component: mitochondrial inner membrane. The transcript has 3 exons. Bases 1 to 252 code for a protein of 83 amino acids.
AUGGCAGUAUUACCGCGAUCGUCAUACUACGACAAGCACUAUAAACAAUCUGCCGCCCUGAUCCGAGCCAGAAGACCUUAUCUCAUCAAGAAUGCGCUGACCGGUCUGGCCUUGUUUGGCUUCUGCGGCUUCGUCUAUUCAUUUACGAUCCGAGCGGUUUCUCAAGAUGAUUUUGAGGAUGUGAAAGUUCCAGAUGCUCCUGUACCAUCAACCAAACCAGGAGCCAGUACGAUAGCGGCUGCUGGGAAGUAA